Molecule: messenger RNA, 3688 nt
Organism: Trichechus manatus latirostris (Florida manatee)
Lineage: Eukaryota; Metazoa; Chordata; Mammalia; Sirenia; Trichechidae
Gene: MAT2B
Product: methionine adenosyltransferase 2 non-catalytic beta subunit
Exons: 8
Coding region: 1911-2864 (317 amino acids)
Biological process (GO): S-adenosylmethionine biosynthetic process
Cellular component (GO): methionine adenosyltransferase complex
Molecular function (GO): methionine adenosyltransferase regulator activity
Source: RefSeq, a predicted model, not a curated record
GCGCUGGAGAAAGUGGCUGCUGUUGUGGCGGCGGCGGCGGCAGCGUAAAGACGGCGGGCAUGGUGGGGAGGGAGACCGAGCUUUCCAUCCACUUUCUUCCAGGGAAUUGCCGGCUGGUGGAGCUCCUUUACUGGUGACAGAAGGUGCUGUUAGAGUCUCCAGAGAGAACCAUGUGAAGAAAGGAAAAUGAAGCUCUUGCUACCAUGUUUAUACCCAUUGUGAUAAGGGUAAUAAGGUAACUGUUAGAAUUGUAAAACUUAAAGCUGAAAGAGCCUUAGUCAUCUUGUUCAAACACCUCAUUUUACCAAUGAGGAAUUAGAUCAGUAGAAAUGGAGUAACUUCUCAAUACCACAGUUUGUGGCAGAGCAAAGAAAACCUUAAUCAUGCGUUAAAUCAAAUGUGUGUUCAAAGGAUUGAGACAAAAGCCAUUAUGUGUUUGGUUGUCUGGACUAUAGAAGCAAGAAAACCCAGUUUCUGGUCCCAGCUUUUUCAUUUUUACUGUGGGCAAAACCUUUAACAUCUCCAGACUUCAGGUUCCUCACUUUGAAAAUAAUAUCUGCCCUGCUUGUCUCCAGGCUGUUCUUAUGAUCAAAUGGUGUGAUGUAUUGAAAAGCUGUUUAUAUAACACUUGAUAGUUUUCAAAUACAAGAUUGUGCAUAGCAUUCUGUUUUAGUAAAUGCUUGCACUUCAGAUUCCUGCUCUUUUAAUAAAGAAAACUCUUGAGCACUAACAUCUGACUGCUGGGUAUCGUGGACUGUUUCGUGUUUUCCUCCAGGGGCCUUACGAUAUUACCCAGGGUAUGAGAGUAUAAGGUUGCAUACUUCCCUAACAUUAUUUAGAUUUAAGUAUACUACAGUCCCCAAAGAGCCUUGCUUUUCUUAUAACUUAAUACUGCAUUUCAUCAAAUCUAAGAUACUCUUGAUUAUAAGAUCAUCUGGGUUCUUGUUUUAAGAUGCACUAGGAAAGCAAAACAUUGCCAAACUGACAUAUUCCCAAGAGUGUCCCUGUUUCCUUCAUUUAACAGAGAUGUUAAAAUCAGGAAAAACUGCAAAACAGAAUUGAUGAAAUAACACAAAGAUCUUAAUUCACUGUUUAGUAACAUUUGUGGAUUGCAAAAUGCUUGUUCUUUGACUUCUGUGCCUAGUUUUUCUUUUUAAGAGGGAAAGAUAUUGUCACUUCUAGAAAGUUGGACAAUUUUUGGCUUUGUAUGAAUAAGAAAAAUGGAUGUUUAUCAAAGCCUUGAAAUUUAUCUUGGAGUUCAAAGUGCAGUUCCCAAAUCACCAUCAUCAGCAUCACCUGGAAACUUGUUAGAAAUACAAAUUAUCAGGCCCCAGCCCUCACUUCCUGGGCCUGAAAGCCCUUGGAGAUUCUGAUCUCUGAAGUUUGAGAACCAACCAAACCCAAACCAAACCCGAUGCCUUUGAGUCGAUUCCGACUUACAGUGAACUAAAAACGUAUCUAUUCAUUUACUCCUCUAGAGUGAGGUAGAAAGUGAAAAACUUAGAAGAAAUCAAAUCAUAUACCUUUUAAGUAGUUUCCCAGGAUCCUUACAGUAUGUAUCCUGUAUAAAUUGUUUUUCUGAACUGUAUUCCUACUAGACUUGGCAUGUUUUCUCCUCUGUAUAAUUCAGUCUUUGUAGAGCUGUUUUCUUGCCAAAAUUCAAAGAAAAUAUUUUAUUGGCUGAAAUCUUUGUUUUCAUAGAUCAGUUGGCUUAGAGCCAAGUUUCUGCAAUAGAGAGCCCAGAUUAAUUUUCCUUCAACUUUUAAAAUGUUUUGAAAUUGGUUGAGCUAAGGGGGAAUAGCUUUAAGAACUUACCAUUGUGCUGUAUCUCCCUGUCCUUUAUUUCAGGUUUUUCCUCUGGUGGAAAUAACUUGAUUUUGGUGACUUUAUUAUUAUUAUUUCAAUUUUAGAUGUAUAGUCUGGAGGAAGUUAACGUUCCCAGUAGGCGGGUUCUGAUUACUGGUGCCACUGGGCUUCUUGGCAGAGCUGUAUACAAAGAGUUUAAGCAGAAUAAUUGGCAUGCUGUUGGCUGUGGUUUUAGAAGAGCAAGACCAAAAUUUGAACAGGUUAAUCUAUUGGAUUCUGAUGCAGUUCAUCACAUCAUUCAUGAUUUUCAGCCCCAUGUCAUAGUACAUUGUGCAGCAGAGAGAAGGCCAGAUAUUGUGGAAAAUCAGCCAGAUGCUGCUUCUCAACUUAAUGUGGAAGCUUCUAGGAAUUUAGCAAAGGAAGCAGCUGCAAUUGGAGCAUUUCUAAUCUACAUUAGCUCAGAUUAUGUAUUUGAUGGAACAAAUCCACCUUAUAGAGAGGAAGACAUACCAAAUCCCCUAAAUUUGUAUGGCAAAACAAAAUUAGAAGGUGAAAAGGCUGUCCUGGAGAAUAAUUUAGGAGCUGCUGUUUUGAGAAUUCCUGUUCUGUAUGGAGAAGUCGAGAGGCUUGAAGAAAGUGCCGUGACUAUUAUGUUUGAUAAAGUGCAGUUCAGCAACAAAUCAGCAAACAUGGACCACUGGCAGCAGAGGUUUCCCACUCAUGUCAAGGACGUAGCCACUGUGUGUCGUCAGUUGUCAGAGAAGAGAAUGCUGGAUCCAUCAAUUAAGGGAACCUUUCACUGGUCGGGCAGUGAACAGAUGACUAAGUAUGAAAUGGCAUGUGCAAUUGCAGAUGCUUUCAACCUCCCCAGCAGCCACUUGAGACCUAUUACCGACAGUCCAGUGUUAGGAGCCCAGCGUCCAAGAAACGCUCAGCUCGACUGCUCCAGAUUAGAGACCCUGGGCAUUGGUCAGCGAACAUCAUUUCGAAUUGGAAUCAAAGAAUCACUCUGGCCUUUCCUCAUUGACAAGAGAUGGAGACAAACAGUUUUUCAUUAGUUUGUGUGUGUGUGUGUGUGUGUGUGUGUGUUUUUUUUUUUUUUUUUUUAAUGAAAAGUAUGUGGCACUUUUUAACAAAAAAAGGAAAUAGUUUUGUAUGAGUGCUCUUUAAUUGUGACAUUUAUGAUCUUUCAGGUAAAUGAUGCUCUUGCACUAGUGGAACUGUCUAAAGAAACUAAGGGGCACUGAUGCCUUGUUUGAAGUAAUGAUCUUUCUGUUUAUCUUUUUGUUUGUUCUGGCUUAACUUGCUGUUUGAGUGUAAUUAUGAUUCUUAAAUACUUGAGAGCCAAGAUGAAACAGAUCUGCUGUAGACUUUUUGGGGAGGGGGUUGAGGUGGGGUAGAUAAAAUGCAUUGUUUAUGCCUAUAACCUACAUUUUCAGGAUUUUUGCAACAGUUGACCCUUUCAUGUUGAUUGUUUUAAAGUGUGUUGAGUAUGAAAAUCAUUGGUGUUCAUUAUUGCUUUGCUUGAGCUCAGAUCAAAACGUUCAAAGAAAGAAACUUUAUUUUUGCAACUUAAGUACCGUUUUUAUGCCUGAGAUGUUUCAAGAUGUUAUGUAUAAUGGAAUUUUUGCAGCCUGAUGCCUCCUGCUUUGGUAGUGUAUGGUGAGCCCUUGAGAGAGAAUGUGUGUGAGUGUGUAUAUGUGUUGUAUGUAUUUUUUAAAUAUAUAUAUAUAUAUAUAACUCCUUGCCACUCCAUGUUGCUAAGUGACAUUUCAUAUGUGUGGUUGUGCUAAUAACAGGCCUUGUAAGUCUUUUGACCAUUCAUGAAUAAUAAUAAAAAUGUACUGCUGGCAUGGGAAUACUUAGUUUUCUUGUUUUUUUU